GCCCGAAACACCGACUUGCAGCUUGCCUUUCACCUCCGCAUCACGCUUUCAACGGCGGGUGGAAAGCUGUUCCUAAACUGUUCUUAUCUUUAGUGUACCAGGAUGGACGCGCAGACGGCAGCAACGUUGCAGCUCCUUGCACGAGCCUUUGCGUCCAGCCCCACGAAGUACAGCGUCACGGUCUCCCCCCACCCAACACGGCCGGACACCUACGAUAUUCUUUUCUCGCGUCCCACGGCGAAGGCACCCGAGUCACCGUCGUUUGUGAAGCUGACUCUCACGGAGCGCCCCUCCAACGACGGCGAGCGGCACUUCGAAGGCUUCGUAGAAAACCAAAAAUGGCCCAUUCCCUUCACCAUUGAUCGCAGUGGUGUGUUGGGGCGCUUCCCGCACGACAGCAUCGACGUCGCGUGGGAACACAAGCGGAGCGUGAGUCGCACUCCUCUGUGGACAACGUACAGUGCGGCGGCACGGUGA
Molecule: messenger RNA, 477 nt
Organism: Leptomonas pyrrhocoris
Lineage: Eukaryota; Euglenozoa; Kinetoplastea; Trypanosomatida; Trypanosomatidae
Product: unspecified product
Exons: 1
Coding region: 103-477 (124 amino acids)
Source: RefSeq, a predicted model, not a curated record